UUCUUUUGUUUAAGUCCAAUCUAACCGAAAUGGAUCAUGGCGGCGACACGAGUAAUGGAACCUUUACCAAUCCCUGUAGAAUGAUGAUGUAUUUCCAUACUCGUCCGUGCGAGAUGAUCCUUUGGAAGGGAUGGCUGCCCACAACGGUGACCAAUUUCGUGCUUUCCGCCAUAGCCAUAUUUUUGCUUUGUUUCGUUUAUGAAGUGAUUAAGUUCGUGCGUGAGCAGCUACUGGUUCGGGAUGCUCGCAAGGACAGGGAAGCCCGACGCAUUGCUCGGGAGCUGCAGAAUAAGGCCGAAAAUAAUGGCUGCUCCGACGGCUGCUCCAAUGCAGCCACGGAGUUUCGCGAGAAAAGUGUCAAGGAACGGAUGUUUGCUUCAGGGCAUCUUGUGCAAACACUUCUGAAUAUGAUUCAGAUUACUAUCUCGUAUUUAAUCAUGUUGAUUAUCAUGUUGUACAACUACUGGUUGUGCUUAGCCAUUAUCUUGGGUCUGGGUAUGGGCUACGUUUUCUUUGGUUGGGUUAAGAAGGACCCAGAUGCGAGUGAAUGCUGUCCCUAAGCCCAAUCCAGAAGCUUGACGAGAACAGUUAAUUAAGAAUCAUAAUGUGCCAUCACCCUUUACAUGCUAUGUAUAUGUACUAUAUAUCAUAUGCAUUAAGAGUAAAGCAGACUAAAAUACGAAAGCUCGUCACCAUUUACCGCACAUUAAUUACCAAUUGAAAAUACAAAUA
Molecule: messenger RNA, 732 nt
Organism: Scaptodrosophila lebanonensis
Lineage: Eukaryota; Metazoa; Arthropoda; Insecta; Diptera; Drosophilidae
Product: high affinity copper uptake protein 1-like
Exons: 2
Coding region: 30-560 (176 amino acids)
Biological process (GO): copper ion transmembrane transport
Cellular component (GO): membrane
Molecular function (GO): copper ion transmembrane transporter activity
Source: RefSeq, a predicted model, not a curated record